AAGAUCUCUCUCAGGCUUCACCAGAGCUGUGAUUUGAGCCCUCCGACAUCUGCGGGAGUCCACUCUCUCGCCCCACCUCCCUCCGAGAGAAGCACAUUAGCGUUUCGCUCCAACUUUUAUUUGUGAUUGUCCGCAUUUUUGAGAGUCUGCACACCUUGACAGGAGAUAUUUUAAUCGCCGCAGAGCUAUGCAGAAAAUGUCUCUGGCUCACAAGCAGACCUGUGUUCGUGUGGAAGGUAAAGGUGUGCAGAUGCAGCGGGACGUGCAGUGCUGCAUGCUGUACUCCCAGGGCAAGGUGCGCACCAAGGACGUGCUGCGCUUCGAGGUGCAGACGGAAGGACCAGACUGCAGCAUACAAGCCAUCAUCCUUUACACCAAAAAGGCGGUGAAGUGUGCCGACCCCCGGGACCGUAAAGUGAAGAGGUUGCUGAGAAAGCUGUUGCAGAGACAGAGAACCAAGGCCCAUCGAACAAUGUGGCUUCUUCCUCACGACAACCUGCCCGUCAUGACUGAGGAGAGAAAAGACAACUGGGCCAUUCUUAACACGGAGUGAUUGCAAAACUGUCAAAUAUGGAGGACAAGAAAUAGUCAUAGGCCAAGUAAACUCUCUUAAAAGCAGAGUUAGUGGACUUCUCCGGAUGUCUCGUGUCUCUACUAUAUAACAAACUAUCUGUCUCCAGUGGACCAGACCUGGGCAGCAAUAUCUAUUUAACCCUUGUAUUAUGUUGGGAAAAAAUGACAUUGAAUAUGUUGCGGGUCGUUUUGACCCGUAGUGUGUAAAUGCACUCAAAACAGUCAAGAAAACACGUUAAACCGAUAACAAUUUUAUUUUAGGUUGUAUAAACAUUUAGAAAAGUGACAUACAAUACAUUUUUUAUUCCAAUUGUAUUAUGUUAAGGGUCAAUUUGACCCAUUUCAGUUUUUGUGUUGAUCAAAGUACUGGUUAUCCUUUCUUUUUUCUUGCUGAAAUCUGGUGACUUUUCCUCAUCUAGGGUCAUGAACAGGUGUGUAAAUCUGGACACUUUGUUGUGUAGUGGAAUGUUUGUGCAGAGUUUGUAUAAAAAGAUGAUGUUGCGGGUCAUUUUGACCCAGGCGGUUUAAUGUGGGUAAAUAGCUGU
Messenger RNA from Nerophis ophidion (straightnose pipefish), 1118 nucleotides. RefSeq names its product C-C motif chemokine 17-like. The record is from RefSeq and is a predicted model, not a curated record. Gene Ontology annotation, biological process: G protein-coupled receptor signaling pathway; cellular response to type II interferon; inflammatory response. The transcript is spliced from 5 exons. NCBI's taxonomy places the organism in Eukaryota, Metazoa, Chordata, Actinopteri, Syngnathiformes, Syngnathidae. The coding region runs from base 188 to 553 and encodes 121 amino acids. Gene Ontology annotation, cellular component: extracellular region. Gene Ontology annotation, molecular function: chemokine activity; CCR chemokine receptor binding.